Polyodon spathula (Mississippi paddlefish) is the source of this 2905-nucleotide messenger RNA. RefSeq names its product terminal nucleotidyltransferase 5A-like. Gene Ontology annotation, biological process: mRNA stabilization. Gene Ontology annotation, molecular function: RNA binding; poly(A) RNA polymerase activity. Bases 374 to 1549 code for a protein of 391 amino acids. The record is from RefSeq and is a predicted model, not a curated record. The transcript has 3 exons. NCBI's taxonomy places the organism in Eukaryota, Metazoa, Chordata, Actinopteri, Acipenseriformes, Polyodontidae.
GCAAUGUGGACAGCCAAUAGCGAGGGGUUAUGCUAAUUGCAUGAGAUUAAAAGGGAACCCCUGGCUUCUCGAGUUAGUUUUGCAGAGGUUGGCAGAAGUGAUAGGUGUUGUUUGUUGAGUGGAACAAGUAACUGUCUUGCUACUUUUUAAAUACGUUUAUAUAUUUUUGUGUAACCUUCAUGUGCCGCUGACAACACUCCAAAUCAGUAUAUUGCAGUUUUCUAGAAACUUCUCCGGAACUUGCAUUGCGAAGAACAGCUGCAAGAAUUGAAGUGCUGAGAUUUUAUUAUUAUUUUUUUUUUGGUCUCUUCUGUGUUGGUUAUCGUUACUGUCACUCGUUUUGCAAAGGUUGCCUCUGUGUUUUCCUGGUUUGAUGGCUAUGUCCUCCGGUGAUGUGUCGGAGCAGAGCAGGCGGUUCAGCGUGCUGUCUUGGCCGCAGGUCCAGCGGUUGAGCUCGAUUCUCGGGGAGACGGUCCCCAUUCACGGUCGGGGAAAUUUCCCCACACUCUCUGUCCAGCCCAGGCAAAUUGUGCAGGUAAGCAAACUAACAACACCGGUCUAUGUAACUAUUACAUUAAACAUCACAUUAAACGGGUCAGUCGCGAGCCACGCUCUGCACCAGGAUGGCGGCCUGGGCUACAAGGACCUCGACCUGAUCUUCGGCCUGGAUCUUCCGACGGACAAGGAGUUCCGGGUGGUGAAGGACGUGGUCCUGGACUGCCUGCUGGACUUCCUCCCGGCGGGCGUCAACAAGGACCGCAUCACACCCCUGACCCUGAAGGAGGUCUACGUGCAGAAACUGGUGAAGGUGUGCAACGACACGGACCGCUGGAGCCUCAUCUCGCUCUCCAACAACACGGGCAAGAACGUGGAGCUCAAAUUCGUGGACUCCCUGCGGCGGCAGUUUGAGUUCAGCGUGGACUCCUUCCAGAUCUCCCUGGACUCGCUGCUGCUGUUCGAUAAGUGCUCCCAGACACCCAUGUCGGAGAGCUUCCACCCCACCGUGCUGGGGGAGAGCAUGUAUGGGGACUUCGAGGAGGCCCUGGACCACCUACGCAACAAGACCAUAGUUACCCGCAGCCCGGAGGAGAUCCGAGGAGGGGGGCUGCUCAAGUACUGCGACCUCCGUGUGAGAGGCUUCCGGCCCAGCUCCGAGGCGGAGAUGAAAUCCCUCCAGCGGUACAUGUGCUCGCGCUUUUUCAUCGACUUCCCGGACAUCUCGGAGCAGCAGCGCAAGUUGGAGGCUUACCUGCAGAACCACUUUAUGGGCAUGGAACACAAGCGCUACGACUGCCUCGUGACUCUGCACCGCGUGGUCGAUGAGAGCACAGUCUGCCUCAUGGGCCACGAGCGGCGACAGACUCUGAACCUCAUUGCUGCGCUGGCCCUCCGCGCCCUGGCUGAGCAGAACGUUAUCCCCACCGUGACCAACGUAACGUGCUACUACCAGCCUGCGCCGUAUGUCAGGGACAGAAACUUCAACAACUACUACGUUGCACACCUGCAGCCCUGCAGUAACACGUACCGGACUUGGCUGCCUUGUAACUAAAUAGUCGAGCGCGGGGGAUGAGGGGACUAGGCAGGGGAGAGAAGGGAAGGCUUCCAUUUUGUCAGCCACAUGUUGCUGGUAGAUGUAAAGUUUAUUUCCUCUGAAGUGACGUCUUUCACUUGGUUGAACACCAUCUGCUGUAUUCGUUGAUUGAGCCAGCAGGAGGAAUGUUUUUCCUCUAUGGGAAGAUGCUUGGGAGCCUUGCAGUCCUUUUUAUAGAAGGGGAUUGGAGCCCACCCCCCCCAUUUUUUUUUUUUGUUUUUUUUUUUUUUUUGUUAAAUAAGAUGCAGAAAUUGCAUUUUAUAACGGAUUCAAUGCUGCCUACAAAGUUCCAGGCUAUGGUUUUAAGUCAGUGGUGCGCAAACAGGGGGGGAGGGGGGGGACACUAAAGGGGCAGUUCAGUAAAAUAAAAUAAAUAGAAAAUUUAAAGGAUAGAACAUUAAAUACCUAAAUGACAGCUAAUUAGACCAAGUUCUUACCUUUUUCAAGUGAGCUGUUGAUGAUCACUCUAGAACCGAAGAAAGUAUGUUUUCAAGUGGUGAGUGUGUCAGUGAAACUACAGUGAACAGUGGCGACCAAGUGUAAAAAGAAACACUGUUUUAACAGCCAUUUUUUCGUGGAUUUUAUGUAAGUCGUGUAUUUUUUCCUAGAUUUAACAAUAAAAAGUCCAGCUUCAGCUAAAAACAUAAAUGUUAACACAGUUCUUUUAAAGUCGGAGUGUAAGCGUAACUGUGCAGCGUACAAUGCCAAAUCAAACUGGUCAAUGGGCACGGGCUUGCAUGGAAGAGCUAUGCACAGCAGAUACGAGCUUGCAAAUCAAAAACAAUGAAAACUGUUGCUUUAAAUGGAGUAAUGCACAACCAAGCGAAGCGAGCCACGCGAAUGAAGCAGGCAAAUGUAGACGCGCGUUUGUUUUAUUUGUGUGUUGCAAUACGCUUUCGUGUCGCAAUGGACCAAUCAGAAAUAAGGUCAAAGAUAGUGGCUGUCAGACUGCGUGAGCGAGACCCUGACAGCUUACCACCAAAAUAAAAAAAAAUCUGCAUCAAUGAGAAUUUUUAAAGUCGAAAAAUAAAAUUGUUUAUGCUUGGUGUCCGGUGAACAAUAAAAAGGACGCCACAUGUCAAGAAAUAGCAGAACAGUUGGAAAUUGAUGGUAUGUCAAAGUGACAGGGAGUGCCAUACACUGGUUUUGUAUUUCUGUAAAAUGAAGCUAUUUUUUGUAAUGUUGACCAAUAAUAAUAAUUGCAUAGCUGUUUAACAAGCUGGUAGUAUUCCCCGAACUGUUUUUUUUUGUGUGUGGUGUACCCAUGCUCGUUUAUUUAUUUUUUCGUCUCCACAAAAGCAGCAAACGGAGACA